This is a messenger RNA of Linum trigynum, 1440 nucleotides long. Lineage: Eukaryota; Viridiplantae; Streptophyta; Magnoliopsida; Malpighiales; Linaceae. The record is from the annotation of a GenBank genome assembly.
AUGGUGGGAAGCAUUGAAACGAUGGGGAGCCCCGAUAAUAAUAAUCAUCAUCAGCAGCAGCACCAGCAGAAUGGGUACUCAUCAGCUCACCACUCAACCAACGGAACCAAUUCCGGGCAGGAAGAGAAGCUCGACGAGCUCCGGCGUCUACUGGGCAAAGCCGACGGCGACCCGCUCCGAAUCGUCGGGGUCGGAGCCGGCGCCUGGGGGAGCGUAUUCGCCGCUCUUCUACAAGACAGUUACGGCCAGUUUCGGGACAAGAUCCAGAUCCGAAUAUGGCGUCGCGCGGGUCGGGCGGUGGACCGAUCUACCGCCGAGCACCUGUUCGAGGUGAUAAACUCCCGGGAAGAUGUGCUCCGGCGGCUGAUCCGGCGGUGCGCAUACCUCAAAUACGUCGAGGCCCGCCUCGGCGACCGGACCCUGUACGCCGACGAGAUCUUGAAAGAUGGGUUUUGUAUAAACAUGAUCGACACGCCGCUGUGCCCGAUGAAAGUGGUGACGAACUUGCAGGAGGCGGUUUGGGAUGCCGAUAUCGUGGUGAACGGCGUGCCGUCGACGGACACCAGGGAGGUUUUCGAAGAGAUUAGUGUUUAUUGGAAGGAGAGGAUUAGUAUGCCGAUUAUCAUCUCGCUGGCGAAAGGGAUUGAGGCAGCGCUUUCCCCUGUUCCUCAUAUUAUUACUCCUACCCAGAUGAUCAAACUCGCAACUGGAGUGCCGAUGGAGAACAUACUCUACCUCGGUGGACCGAACAUCGCGUCGGAGAUCUACAACAAGGAGUACGCCAAUGCUCGAAUCUGCGGAGCCGAGAAGUGGAGGAAACCCAUUGCCAACUUCCUGCGGCAACCUCAUUUCAUCGUGUGGGAUAACAGUGACCUCAUUACCCACGAAGUCAUGGGUGGACUGAAGAACGUCUACGCCAUUGGAGCAGGAAUGGUGGCAGCACUGACUAACGAGAGUGCUACGAGCAAGUCGGUGUACUUUGCACAUUGUACGUCGGAGAUGAUAUUCAUCACUCAUUUGCUUGCUGAGGAGCCGGAGAAGCUUGCAGGGCCAUUGCUGGCGGAUACGUACGUGACAUUGCUGAAAGGUAGGAAUGCCUGGUACGGACAGAUGUUGGCGAAAGGCGAGCUCAGCCGUGACAUGGGUGACAGCAUCAAAGGGAAAGGCAUGAUCCAGGGUGUAUCUGCAGUCGGGGCAUUCUACGAGCUGCUGAGCCAGCAGAGCCUGAGCGUGUUGCACCCCGGUGUAAAGAAGCCCGUGGCACCCGUGGAGUUGUGUCCAAUCCUGAAAACGCUCUACACCAUCCUCAUCUCAAGGGAGAGGUCGUCUGAAGCCAUUCUGCAGGCACUGAGGGAUGAAACAUUGAACGAUCCAAGGGAGAGGAUUGAGAUUGCCCAAACUCAUGCUUUCUACAGGCCUUCUCUCCUUGGACAGUCUUAA